Messenger RNA from Oenanthe melanoleuca, 986 nucleotides. RefSeq names its product ciliary microtubule associated protein 3 (gene CIMAP3). Gene Ontology annotation, molecular function: cytoskeletal protein binding. Gene Ontology annotation, cellular component: ciliary basal body. NCBI's taxonomy places the organism in Eukaryota, Metazoa, Chordata, Aves, Passeriformes, Muscicapidae. Gene Ontology annotation, biological process: regulation of cell projection organization. Bases 195 to 791 code for a protein of 198 amino acids. The record is from RefSeq and is a predicted model, not a curated record. The transcript has 6 exons.
CUGCUUGGAAACCGAGAGAGGAACUGUUGUUGAUCCUCCGAGGCUGUGACAUCACAAGCUGAGGCUGCUCCCCAAAGCCAGCCCGGCGCAUUCCGGAGGGAAAUGCCAAAUUUUGGGCUUUUCCCCGCUCCCUCCCCGCGCUGCCAUCCCCCUGCCCCGCGGCUGUAGCGCAUCCCAAAAACCGGCAGGGCGGGAUGGCAGCGCGGAGAGACCCGAGAGCCGUGCAGAAGCUCAUCUCCUUCGGGACCACGCAGGAUCGGAAGAUGUUCCCGCACCACCACGCCCCGGACAGGCUGGGCAUUGCCACGCCGGGGGUGCGGGGCAGCCCCGCCCUGGGGCCGGGCUCGUACCUGGGGCCGCAGACAGAAUUCCUCCAAUCCUCCUUCAGCACCCGCCCCAUGAGCAGCCGGGGCUACACCCUGGGAGCCAGGACAGCCCCUCGCUUCCAGCAGCGAGCUCAGGUGGUGACUCCUGGCCCUGCCACCUACCAGCCCAUCCUGGGGGAGGAGAGGAGGUGGCAGCAGAGCCGCGUCCCCUUCUCCUCCAGCAGCCCUCGCUUCCCAACCAGGAUUCUGGAAAAAGAGUUUUACCCCGGGCCUGGAAAUUACGACGUGGAUCAGCCUCUGAACAGGAAAGUCACCUGGCCCAUGAAAUUUGGGGCUCCAGACUGGGCAGCGGUGCCAGCACUGCCCCAGAAGAUGGUGAAGCUGGAGGUGCAGAAGAUGACUGUGGAUAAAAAUUUCCGGAAAAAUCAGGGCAGAAAAGCUUAUCUGAAAUUGUAUGAGAGCUGAGGAGCCAAAUCCUCCUUCCUUUGGAGACACCAGGCUGAAUAAAUCAAAUAUUUUAAACACAUUUAAACAUUUAAAUUUUGUUUAAAUUUUUUAAUUUUUUUAAUUUUUUAAAAUAUUUUAAAUGAGCUCUUGCUGAGCUGCAGCACUUGGGAAAAAAGUUAAUUCCAGAAUUCUUUGCCCCUUUUUAAUCCCUUU